Molecule: messenger RNA, 975 nt
Organism: Hippocampus zosterae (dwarf seahorse)
Lineage: Eukaryota; Metazoa; Chordata; Actinopteri; Syngnathiformes; Syngnathidae
Product: plasmid segregation protein ParM-like
Exons: 1
Coding region: 1-975 (324 amino acids)
Source: RefSeq, a predicted model, not a curated record
AUGACCGCUACAACCGUCAUCAUCGACGAAGGAUCCAGCCAGGUGAAGCUGUGCUGGCAGGAAGACGACCAGCUCAAGACAUACAUGAUCAAGUCCAGAGGCAGCUAUACCCUGGAAAGUACGCUGGAUGGCGGCGUAAGUGAUACCGUGUAUAACGUCGAUGGCGUGGACAUCAAUAUUGAUGACAGGGUAAGUAACCCCAUUGAUACCAACAGCGACCACUACCAGACAUCCGACAUCAACCGCGCCCUGGUGCAUCACGCCCUGAGGGAAGCCGGAUUUGGUGGAAAAAAGGUAGACCUGAUGGUCACCCUCCCGGUUGAUACCUUCUACCGCAACAGCACCAAGAGAGACGCCAAGAAGUCACACAUCCAGAAGCCGGUAACCCAUGUCAACGGCCUGCCACUGGCUACCAUCAACAGUGUCAUGGUGGCACCAGAGGCCGUUUCAGUGCUGGAUUCCAUUCGGCUGAACGACUCCGGCGAGCUGCUGCCAGAGUAUGAGGAUCUGAGCAAGGUACUGAUCGUGGACAUCGGAGGCACCACAACAGACAUCACCAUUGUUACCAGAAGAAAUACCACCGAAGGCCACGCCAGUGUCCGUAUCGGGGUAUUCGACAUCGCCAGGAACCUGAAGCAGCAGCUGUUCAAUGACCCGUCCAUCGAGGCACGGGAACCGUCCAUGGAUACCCUCGACCAUACCCUGAGAACCGGCACUUUCCGGAAAAAGGACGUUUCCAGACACAUCGCAGCCGCCUGCGAGCCGGUAAAGAGCCGUAUCCUGAGCGCCAUUACCCCACUGGUUCCUGACCCUGAGGAACUGGACUUUGUCUGCUAUGUCGGCGGUGGUGCCAACCUGCUGGCAGAGCCCCUGUCCAGAGCUUACGGCGGCAACACCAUCACUCACUCCGAUCCGGAAUUUGCCGUGGCUGUCGGAUUGAUGAAAAACGAGCUCAGCUAUGCAACGACUGAAUAA